AUGAUCUUGCUCCUCUUCUUGUUCAGUCUGACUCUGGUGGCUCCUUCUGAGUCUCCUUCUGAUGACACUGAAGUGAUGCUACAACUUGUGAAACUACUGCGUGGAAACUGUCCGAUGUUCUGGUGGAAUUUCAAUGGCCGCUGCUACAAAUAUGUGGCCACACGUAUGACCUGGGCUGAUGCAGAGCUCUACUGUGUGUCUGAGAAAGCCAACCUGGUGUCCAUCUACAGUGAGGAGGAAGAAAAUUUUGUCAAAUCCUUGAUCAAGAACUUUGACCAUGCUGAGGGAUACACCUGGAUUGGACUGAGUGACCUCCAUAAAGAAGGCAGAUGGAUGUGGUCUGAUGGUUGUGCAGUGAGUUUUGUCUACUGGCGUGCUGGCGAGCCAAACAAUGGUGGAGGAGCUGAACACUGUGGUCACAACAACUUUGAUACAAAUAAGAAGUGGAAUGAUGUACCGUGUUCUGUAACUUAUACCUCUGUUUGUGCUACUCGUGUAGCCUGCCCAUAGCAACUGAGAAUCUUACAUAUUCAAAAACUUUAUAAUUUUUACUAACUUUCAUUUUUAUGAUUGCUGGAUCAACAACUGUAAAUAUCACCAUUGUGAAGUCAUAUCUUAAUUCUAAAUCUAUAUCUUAUUCUGUCAAAAUCAUUAAUUUUAUCAUAGUUUUGUGACAUUUUAGAAGAAGCUGAACUGUCUGAUAUUGAAUCCAAGCUGUAUAUUAAGCUUCAUAAAUGAAUCCAGUCAGUGAUAUAACAACAGUGUGCAUCUCAUGAUUAAAGCUUUUCGAUCUGGC
Molecule: messenger RNA, 796 nt
Organism: Oreochromis niloticus (Nile tilapia)
Lineage: Eukaryota; Metazoa; Chordata; Actinopteri; Cichliformes; Cichlidae
Product: lactose-binding lectin l-2
Exons: 2
Coding region: 1-510 (169 amino acids)
Source: RefSeq, a predicted model, not a curated record